CCUCUCCUGAAGCUCGAUUCAUGGGGAAAAGCAGGAAAUGUGACAUCGUCCCCCCCACCCCCACGCUUCUAUAAAAGUUUAGCCCCUGGUCUACCAGCGGCUCUGGGCCAAGGGAGGCUGACGCGGGCAGAGAGGGGAGGAGAGAAGAACAGGAAAGAAGGUCUGCAGACAGACAGGAAAAUCCAUUAGCGUGCGUAAAAAGAGACAGCCGAAGCGGGGGGGGGGGAGAAGAGUGGUCUUUAUUUUUGCUCCUCUCAUGACACGGCAGGCAAAGUCAUGGCUGUAAACAAUACAAACUACUUCAUGGAAAUUGUUCAGUCUGUUGAUGCUGUCCCCCUGAUCAUAGCGUUCAGCGUUUCCGUAGCAGUGGGCCUGGUUUUGGGGGCCCUGGUGUACGUGUUCCUGACCUGGUUGUCCCGGCGCAGAGCAGGCUCUGCCCGCAUCACCAGCAGCCCCCCACCUCGCCAAUCUCGCACCUCCCCUCGAAACCACCCGAACUUCUGUCGCAACGGCAGCAGCAACAACCACGACCGGCGGAGCAACAACAGCCUGAUCAGCGCCGCUUUCACUUUCCACCGUCAGACCUCCACCCCGGAUCCCCUCGACCCGUUGGGUCACAAGUCAAGCUUCAGGGCGUCCACUUUCCACCCACUCCUCCACUGUAGCCAGAUAGCCAGGGAAGCGGAGGAAGGGAGCCAGGGGUCGCUGCCCCGUACGCCCAUGUUGACGACCACCACCGGGUCAGCCCACGCGACCGCCACCACACCCAGACCCCAAUCGUUUUGGGGGGACAGCAUAAGGGGUUUCCAGGCUACGCAAACCCCUCCUCCUGCUUAUGAAAGCGUUAUUAGGGCCUUUCAGGAGACGCAUACCUAGAACGAGAAAACCUGACAGCUUUGUGAAGCUCUGGAAACGAUUUGUAUGACCACAAACGGUGGAAGGGACCAUUCAAGUGAAACUGUUUUUAACUUUUAAACUAAGUUUAUUGCUUCACAAAAGAUAUAUAUAUGCAUUUGACCUUCAGAAAUGUGGAAAAUGCUGCUCAUGUGUAAAAAUGCUGGUCAUAGCAAAGUCACUAACGAGCUCAUAUAAUAUGUAUACAAACAUGUCGUCCACCAUAAGUUUAUGGUCUUGGUAUUUAAUAAACAGUUUUGCCAAUUUUGAA
This is a messenger RNA of Syngnathus acus (greater pipefish), 1165 nucleotides long. RefSeq names its product myc target 1a (gene myct1a). The transcript has 2 exons. The record is from RefSeq and is a predicted model, not a curated record. Gene Ontology annotation, cellular component: nucleoplasm. Bases 277 to 876 code for a protein of 199 amino acids. NCBI's taxonomy places the organism in Eukaryota, Metazoa, Chordata, Actinopteri, Syngnathiformes, Syngnathidae.